Messenger RNA from Candoia aspera, 2999 nucleotides. RefSeq names its product zinc finger protein 850-like. The transcript has a single exon. The record is from RefSeq and is a predicted model, not a curated record. NCBI's taxonomy places the organism in Eukaryota, Metazoa, Chordata, Lepidosauria, Squamata, Candoiidae. The coding region runs from base 129 to 2729 and encodes 866 amino acids.
UCCUCUCCUCUUCUUGACUUCUUUCUCCUUCAUCCGGCAGGUGCCGCCUGGAAAAACCUGUGGCCCAAGUUUUGCUUGCAAAUUGUCUCUGGUUAGAAAGCCCUGCGAGCGAGCAGCCCCCGGAAACCAUGCAGGGGCAGAAGCCCUUCGACCGAAGGUCCUUUCCAAGGAAGCAGGGGGGACUCUCCACAUGCUCCGUGUGCGGGAAAUCCUUUGCUCACCGGUCCCUCCUUUUGAUCCACCGGAAGCUGCACACGGGGAAUGGAUCGCAUCUGUGUGUGGAGUGUGGCAAAUCCUUUCCUGGAGUCUGGGGCUUUGCCAAACAUCUCAGGGGCCACCCCGGACUAAGGCCCUACAAAUGUGGAGAGUGCGGAAAGCGUUUUGCUAGAGGCUCGCACCUUGGAGCCCAUCGGCGACUCCACUGGGGAAGGAGACCUCAGGAAUGGCGGAAGCGCCGGAAAAGGUUUCCUGGGGGAUGGUGUCCUUCUAGGCCUCCAAAGGGCCCCACUGAAGAGAAGCCCUGUAGAUGUGGGCAUUGUGGGCUGUGCUUUUCUCAAAAGUCCAAACUUCUUCAACAUGUGCAAAUCCACACUGGAGAGAAACCUUAUAAAUGUCUGGAGCCUGGCAAAUCGUAUAAUCCAAAACCGAUCCUUAAGGUCCAUGAGAAGCACCACACAGGAGAGAAACCUUACAAGUGCUGGCAAUGUGGGAAGGGCUUUACUUGCAACUCACAUCUUUGGGCACAUGAGAAGGCUCACACAGGAAUAAGACCUUAUAAAUGCUUUGAGUGUGGAAAAAGUUUCACUCGAAGUGCAUCUCUUCAGAGUCAUGAGAAAACACACAACAGGCAGAAAAAAGUAAAGUGCUUAGAAUGUGGGAAAUGUUUUUCUGUCAAAUCAAGCCUAGUGCGACAUCAGAGAAUUCACACCGGAAGUACAUCCUAUAAAUGCCAAGAAUGUGAGAGACGAUUUUUGGAGUCUUCUGAACUUCGGAGACACCAGAUGGGGCACAAAGGAAGGAGACCCUAUAAAUGUGAGGAGUGUGGGAAAUGCUUUUCCUGGAAGUUACAUCUUCAUUCACACCAGUGUGUCCACACAGGUGAGAAACCAUACAAGUGCAUGGAAUGUGGGAAAUCUUUUGCUCAAAAUGGAGGACAUUGGGAGCAUCAGAAAAUUCACACAGGAGAGAAGCCAUAUCAAUGCAUCGAAUGUGGAAUAUUUUUUCGUACAACAGCUGGCCUCAGACAUCAUGUGAAAGUUCACACAGGGGAAAAAAAUUACAAAUGUUUGGACUGUGGGAAAGCAUUUGCUUGUCAAUCUUCUCUUAGAAAUCACAACCGCCUAAUGCAUAUUGGAGAGGCACCCUGUAAAUCCUUGGAGUCUGAUGAAUCCUUGGAGUAUGGAAAAUGUUUUGCUCAAAGUUUUUCUCUUCGGAGCCAUGAGAAAAAACACAGAGGGGAGAAAAAAGAAAAAUGCCUAGAUUGUGGGAAAUGUUUUUCCAUCAAAUCAAGCCUGGUGCAACAUCAGAGAAUUCACACCGAAGAAAGACCCUACGAAUGCCCAGAAUGUGAGAAACAAUUUCUGUCGUCUUCUGGACUUCGGAGACACCAGAUGGGGCACAAAGGAGAGAAACCCCAUGAAUGUGGGGAGUGUGGGAAAAGUUUUAUCACAUCAACAAAGCUUCGGAUUCAUCAGAGCAUCCACGUGGGGGAGAAGCCGUACAAAUGUGGGGAGUGUGGGAAAUGCUUUUCCCAAAAAGGCUGCCUUGGAAGGCAUCAGAGCGUCCAUACAGGAGUGAGGCCAUACAAAUGUGUAGAAUGUGGGAAAAGUUUUUCUCGAAAGGCAGGACUUUGGGGACAUCAGAGAACUCACACAGGGGAGAAGCCCUAUCAAUGUAUCGAGUGUGGAACGUUUUUUCGUACAGCAACAGGCCUGAGACGUCAUGUGAAUGUUCACACAGGGCAAAAGAAUUACAAAUGUUUAGACUGUGGGAGAACAUUUGCUUAUUCGUCAAACCUUAGAAAUCACAGCCGCCUAAUGCAUAUAGGAGAGACGCCCCAUAAAUGCUUGGAGUGCAAUAAAUGUUUUUCCAGGAAAGAAACUCUUUUGAAGCAUCAGAGAAUUCAUACUGGAGAAAAACCUUAUCAGUGUCUGGAGUGUGGGAAAUCCUUUCCUUACAACGAAGCUCUUAGAAACCACGAGAGAAUUCACACAGGAGAGAAACCUUACAAAUGUGGGCAAUGUGGGAAGGGCUUUACUUGGAGAUCAAAGCUUUUGUUACAUGAGAAGACUCACACAGGAAUAAAACCUUAUCAAUGCUUCGAUUGUGGAAAAAGUUUCUCUCGAAGUGACUAUUUUUUCAAUCAUAAGAAAAUACACAAAGGGGAGAAAAAUCAGUGCCUAGAAUGUGGGAAAUGUUUUUCCACCAAAUCAAGCCUGGUGCGACAUCAGAAAAUUCACACCGGAGACAGACCCUAUGAAUGCCCAGAAUGUGAGAAACGAUUUGUGGAGUCUGCUGAACUUCGGAGACACCAGAAGGGGCACAGAGGAGAGAAGCCGUAUAAAUGUGGGGAGUGUGGGAAAAGUUUUAGCUCAGCAACGCUGCUUCGGAAUCAUCAGAGAAUCCACACGGGGGAGAAACCAUUCAAAUGUGGGGAGUGUGGGAAAUGCUUUUCCCAAAAGCAACACCUUCGAAGGCAUCAGAGCAUCCAUACAGGAGCGAAGCCAUAGAGAUAAGCAGAAUGUGGGAAAGGUUUUUCUCGAAAGGCAGGACUUUGUGAACAUCAGAAAACUCACACAGGGGAGAAGCUCUACCUGUGCCCCGAAUGUGGAACAUUUUUGUUGUACAUCAGCCCUAAGAAGUCAUGUGAAAGUUCACACAGGGGAAAAAAUUACAAAUGUUUAGACUGUGGGAGAGCAUUUGUUUGUCCAUCAUCCCUUAAAAAUCACAGCUGCCUAAUGCAUAAAGGAGAGACGCCCCAUAAAUGCUUGGAGUGUGAU